UGGGGAAGCUGAUUGUGUUGGUGACCAUGUACGCAUAUUUGUUUUCAAAUCAUUGCGGUGGAGUUGAAUUAUGCACAGUUAUUAGCGUUAUUAGUGCUCUUAGUGAUACUGGCUGUGUACGCGUGAUUAACCUUCUUCAGUAACAUUUCAGUAAUUCUUAAUAUGUUACAGUGACGGACGGCUAUUUCGAACAUUAGAAUGAAGAAACUGAGGUCAUGAGCCUGAGAGGUUAUACUUGUGUAUACACGGGCACAUGAUGGCUGUUCCUAUUUUUACAUUCAGUCUGAAUCACAAGUUAUUGCCUGGACGAGUCACCAUUGGCAAGUAUGAUGGCACUCAUUCCUGUUUCACUGCAGCUACAGCAGCAGAUAAGGUGCUGGUGCACAGUCCACACAGACGUGUGGGGCUUGCCUCAGGACGAGUGGUACCAAGUGAUGCAAAUAAAGAACUCGCUCUGUUGAACAUCAACCAAUCAGUGUUGUCUAUAUGUGCUGGUAAUCUGGAUGUAACAGAAGAACGGGACACACUUGUAGUUGGAACCCCUACCAACUUGCUUGCAUAUGAUGUUGAAAAUAACACUGAUAUUUUCUAUAAAGAGGUAUCAGAUGGUUCAAGUGUGGUUAUUAUUGGGAAGCUCGGCAGUUUCCCAAACCCUCUUGCCAUUGUUGGAGGUAAUUGUUCUUUGCAAGGAUUUGAUUAUGAAGGAAAUGAUCCAUUCUGGACUGUGACAGGGGACAAUGUCUGCUCACUGGCUCUUCUGGAUUUUGAUCAUGAUGGAGAAAAUGAGUUGAUUGUUGGUUCUGAAGACUUCGACAUCCGAGUAUUUAAAGAGGACAAUAUUAUCAAUGAACAAACAGAAACAGAAGCAGUUACAGCUCUUGCAGCAUUCCAAAGCAACAAGUUUGGUUAUGGACUUGCUAAUGGAACUGUUGGGGUUUAUGAGAAAUUACAGAGACUGUGGAGAGUUAAAUCAAAGAACCGUGCAGUGGCUAUUUAUGGUUAUGACCUGAAUGGUGAUGGUGUGGAAGAACUCAUUACUGGCUGGUCAAAUGGCAAGAUUGAUGCCCGUAAUAGUCGUACUGGAGAGGUCAUCUUUAAGGACAACCUGAACCAUUCAAUAGCUGGCAUUGUAGAGGGGGAUUACAGAUUGUCAGGCAAAAGUGACCUCAUCUGCUGCUCUGUAGAAGGAGAAGUGCGUGGCUACAACCUCCUGCGCCAGGUAAAUGUGCAGUCCCAUAUGUCUGGGGGUACUGCGAAUGUGGAGACAGAAGUUAUUCGAGACUUAUUCACAAAAAAGCAAGCUCUACUGCUUGAAUUGCGCAAUUAUGAAGGCAACAGUCAGUUUUCUGAAAUUUGUGCUGGAGACAUGGGACAGCAGCUUGCAGUGGCUAAUCAGCAUGUUGGAAUCAUACCUGCCCAAACAAGAUUACAAACUGGAGUUGCUAUCAACAUGGGUACUGAACAGAAACCUCCACAUGUUGAGAUCUCAUUAUCUACAAACAAUGAGACCAUCAUUUCUGCAGUGAUGGUGUUUGCAGAAGGAAUUUUUGAAGGUGAAACUCAUGUUCUGCAUCCAAAAGACUCAGAAGUGACAUCAAGGUUGGAUGUGGCUCUGUAUCCACCUAGGGAUGUUCCAGUUGAUAUUCACAUUAAGGCAUUGGUUGGAUAUGAAGGAAGUCAGCAUUAUCAUGUGUUUGAACUUACUAGGCAGUUGCCACGGUUUUCAAUGUAUGCUGUGCUUGCUGAACGGACACAGGAUGUUGACAGUUUUGUCUCUUUUGUCAUCAGUGAAAGACUCCAGCGGUCACUGCCCAGCAACAGGUCUACAUGCUACAUUAUGAACAUUGUGGCAUUGGAGGUGACCCUGGCCACUUUUAAUUUCCUGCAUCAUGAGAGACCAUUAACUUGUGAGAUUGCCAUGUGGAUUAAUCAAAACUUCUUGCUCAUGGCUGAUUAUGAAGUACAAGAAGACUUGAACAUAACUUUCCUUUCUCUGCGUGACAACACAGAGGUGACACUGAGUAUGGAAUCCAGUGGGCAUAUGGAAAUCAGCACUCGUAAUAUGGCAUUAGCUGGAGAUAUUAUUCAGUCACUUGCCACAUUUCUGAAUUUACAAGAACUGCAGGUGAGUGCAAACUUUCCAGAGGAGCAGGAGAAAAUUGGGGAGCUCCUUCAAAAGGUUUCUGCUCUUCAAGAUGUCCGAUUAAGGCUUGGAGCAGAGAUGGCAGAUCACUCAGGCCUCAUACGUAGCUUGGUGGUUCGUGCAGAAGAUGCCAGACAUUUAGAUGAUAUGAAAAGUAUGCGCAAAUGGUAUUUGGAGCUGAAUGAUGUGAACACGGAUAUGAUUAGGGGCUAUAACAUUCGCUGCAAGAACCACCAAGAACUGUUGGAGUCUCUCAGACAAUUGAAUGUCAUUAUUCAAAAGGCUGCACGAUUACGAGUUGGAAAAUACAAAACAAAUAUAGUGAACCUAUGUCGAACAGCACUGAAGAAUAACAAUCUUAAUUCUUUGGUGAAAAUAAUGAAAAAUGGAGAAGCCUGAUCCUGUUAUUUAUAUAUGCUCGUAAGCAGCUCAAAUGCUGGUAUUACAAAUAACAUUUAAUAUAAGAAGCAGUUGUUGUCAUUGUUGCUAGUGGUGGUUGUGGUGGUGGUCUCACACUCUGAAGGAGAAAAUAGGUUGAGGGUAUUUGAGCACAAAAUGCUGAGUUCGAUUUAAAGAGAAAGGAUAAUAAUAGGCGGAUGGUAAAAAUGACAUAGUCAGGAGUUCAGUAAUGUGCACUCUUCAAGUAUUUUUAGUGUAAUCAAAUCAGAUGUGAUGUGGUGGGCAGGAUAUGUAGCAUACUUGGAGGAGAUGAUUGAAGCGUAUUAAAUUCAAGAUGUAAAACAUAAAGGAUAAAAAGACCUAUGUAUAGAUUGGAUGAUUAAUAUUAAAAUUAAUCUUAAUUAAAUAGGGUGUGAGGUUGUGGACUGAAUUCAUCUGAUUCUGGAUAGAGUCCAGUGGUGAUCAUGGUAAUGAACUUUUGGGUUCUUUGAAAGGUGGAUAAUUUCUUGAUCUUUUCAACAGGGUUCCUGCCACAUCAAAUGAGUUGUUUUAAAUAGUGUCACUUAGCAUUGGUGCUCUUAAAAAAAUAUAUAUUGUGUACUGGAAGAUCUAAAGCUUUCAUGGUGGCUAAAGUUAAAUCCUUGCAGCCUGUCAGCCAUAUCAGUUGGUUAAAAAUGAACUGAUGUGGCAUAAGAUCCUGAUGAUGGCAAAAAUGAUCCCUGAAACAUUUGUAAUUUGUAACCGACAUGGCUGAUAGCCUACGAGGAUUUCAUUAAUACUGUACAGUAGUUACUAUAGGAUUCUGACGAUGGUGUAUAACACACUGAUAUAUUGGGUUUUCGGACUUUAUCCA
Messenger RNA from Cryptotermes secundus, 3395 nucleotides. Its product is annotated as Bardet-Biedl syndrome 2 protein homolog. The record is from RefSeq and is a predicted model, not a curated record. The transcript has 17 exons. Gene Ontology annotation, molecular function: protein binding. NCBI's taxonomy places the organism in Eukaryota, Metazoa, Arthropoda, Insecta, Blattodea, Kalotermitidae. Bases 254 to 2542 code for a protein of 762 amino acids. Gene Ontology annotation, biological process: non-motile cilium assembly. Gene Ontology annotation, cellular component: motile cilium; neuron projection; membrane.